ACAAAGUGAAGCCAAGUGAUAUAGGACAAUAAGGCUUCAUUCCCAGAUGAGCUCAAUUCUGUCUGUGCCCACAUGGACCAUCAAAACAUGGAGGAACCUUUAUGAACUCUCGCGGGCCCCGAUGACCCUGUGACUUCAGUCUGUGAGCGAUGUGAGAGCAUCCUUCAGGAGGGUGAACCCACAGAAAGCAUCCAGCCCAGAUCAGGUGCAAAAAAGGUUUGUCUUGCAAGGACGAAGUUGAGGACAAAUCUAAAUGCAGGACAAAGAAGCGGAGGCAGAGUUGUGAAGCGUUAGCACCGUCACGAAUGGGGAACCGGUAUCCAGGAGAGUCUUUACAUGGAGACAAGUUUUACAUAGAGUAUUCAGGACAUAAUGCGGAGCUUAGAACUGACAGUCCUAUGGAAUCAGGAAAUGAGGUUUAAUCACCCUAGAGUCGACAACGAACUGCCUUUUAAAACUGAAUAUUCAACAACUUACUGUGAACAACAGCCCUGAAGACUGCCUGUCCCUUUAAGCUUGGAUGAGCGACAGAUAUUGACAAACUAUCGUCAUCGGAAACUGUGAAUGAUUGCUACUAGUGAUAUCCCUUGCCAAGACGCUGUGUCAGGCUGCUGGAUCAUCUCAACCUCUGCUUUGUUGUGCUUGGAUCCCUCUUGCACGCCCCAACGUAUUCUGCGCCAUUUGCUUCUGGGUCUGGAUUGGAAUAUGCCAUCUGAAAUGUGUCUCAGCAUUCAAGAGAUGCUAACGGGUCACAGACUCUGUCAGUCCAAGUCCCAUAAGGAUGCCGUCCUGGCCGCGUUGAACCAGCAGAGGAUGGAUGGGAUACUCUGUGAUGUCAUUCUAGUUGCCGAGGAUCAGAAAUUCCAUGCCCACAAGGCAGUCCUGGCAGCAUGCAGUGAUUACUUCCGAGCCAUGUUUAGUCUCUGCAUGGUGGAGAGCGUGGCUGAGGAAGUGAAUCUGCAUGGAGUGACCAGUCUGGGUUUGAAACAAGCUCUCGACUUUGCAUAUACAGGACAGAUCGUACUGGAGCCAUGUGUAGUCCAGGAUGUGCUUGCAGCAGGAAGCCACCUUCAGUUAUUGGAGCUUCUGAAACUCUGUUCUCACUACCUUAUCCAGGAGCUGACUAGUUUUAAUUAUCUGGAUUUAUAUAAACUUGCCGACCUAUUUAACCUCACGCUGCUAGAGGAAGCUGUGGUGAAUUUCCUGGUCAAACACCUUUCCGAACUGUUGAAGAACCACCCAGAUAAGGUCAUGGCUCUCCCUUAUAGGCUGCUUCGAGAGGUUUUAAAGAGUGAUCACCUGACGUCCCUGAGUGAGGAAAAGAUUUGGCAGCUGGCGGUGAAAUGGCUGGAACACGGCUGCCGAUAUCAGUACAUGGGUGAACUAUUGCAAUAUGUACGCUUUGGCUUAAUGGAUGUUGACACACUUCAUGCAGUGGCUCUGACUCACCCUUUGGUUCAGGCCAGUGAAACAGCCACAGCCUUCAUUAACGAGUCGUUGGCGUACCACCAGAGUAUCUAUGCACAGCCCAUUUGGCAAACCAUCAGGACAAGGCCCCGCUUUCAGUCGGAGACCCUCUACAUCAUCGGUGGCAAGAAACGCGAGAUCUGCAAAGUGAGAGACUUGCGGUAUUUUAACCCCGUGGACCAGGAGAACGUUCACAUCGCCGGGGUUUCCAACUGGAGCGAGCUGUCCCCCAUGCCCGUGGGAAGAAGUCACCACUGCGUGGCCGUCAUGGGAGACUUCCUGUUUGUGGCAGGCGGGGAGGUGGAGCACACGACGGGCCGCACCUGUGCAGUCAGGACCGCCUGUCGUUAUGACCCACGUAGCAACACCUGGACUGAGAUUGCUCCCAUGAAGAACUGCCGCGAGCAUUUUGUACUCGGCACCUUGGAUGAAUACCUGUAUGCAGUGGGCGGAAGGAAUGAACUGCGGCAGGUGUUACCCACGGUGGAGAGGUACUGUACAAAGAAGAACAAGUGGUCGUUUGUACAACCAUUUGAUAGAUCACUGUCCUGCCAUGCAGGGUGUACAGCGGAUGGAUUUCUGUGGAUAUCAGGUGGCGUGACUAACACUGCUCAGUAUCAGAACAGGCUAAUGGUGUACGAUCCAGGCCAGAAUAAAUGGAUCAGCCGCAGUCCCAUGUUGCAGAGGCGAGUCUAUCAUGUUAUGGCAGCUGUCAAUAGAAAGCUCUACGUACUUGGUGGAAAUGAUUUGGACUAUAACAAUGAUCGGAUUUUGGUUCGGCAGAUUGACUGCUAUAACAUAGACACUGACCAGUGGGUACGCUGCCAAUUUAGCUUGCUGACAGGUCAAAAUGAGUCAGGUGUAGCUGUGCACAAUGGAAGAAUAUACCUUGUUGGCGGGUAUUCAAUCUGGACUAAUGAGCCGUUAGCUUGUAUCCAGGUAUUGGAUGUAAGUGCUGAAGGUAAAGAAGAGGUGUUCUAUGGGCCAACACUACCGUUUGCAUCCAAUGGAAUAGCAGGGUGUUUUCUCCCAGCCCCUUACUUUACAUGCCCCAAUCUUCAGACAUUGCAAGUGCCUCAUCAUCGGAUCGGUGCAGUGUGAGAGAACUGAGGAUAUGUUUUCCAAUCCCUCAUGCAUUAUGGAAUGGAUAUGGCUAAACAUGGCAUCAACACUGCUUCCAAUACUUUCUCUGAUUUGUAUCGUCAGGGCAAAGUCCAAUUUUCUUGCGAUAUACUCCGUCAAGAACACAAGCUGAUCAUCAGCCCUUCAUUGAAUGCGUACUCUUCUAAUUCAAAUUCUCUGCAGGAGAGCCAUUUUAAUUGCACUCAGUGGCCACUUUGUUAGGUGCAAGAGUGGAACCUGGUGUGGUCUUCUGCUGAAUGCUGCAGCCCAUCCACUUCAAGGUUCAAAAUGUAGAUUCAGAGAUGCUCUUCUGCACACCACUGUUGUAACGUGUGGUUAUUUGAGUUACUGUCACCUUCCUGUCAGCUUGAACCAGUCUGGCCAUUCUCCUCUGACCUCUCUCAUUAACAAGGCAUUUUUACCUACAGAUUGUUGCUCACAGGAUUUUUUUUUUGUGUUUUACAUCAGUCUCUACAAACUCUAGAGACUGAUGUGCAUGAAAAUCCCAGGAGAUCAGCAGUUUCUAAGAUAAUCAAACAGCUUCAUCUGGCACCAACAAUCAUUUCACGGUCAAAGUCACUUAGAUCACAUUUCUUCCCCAUUCUGAUGUUUGGUCUGACAACAACUGAACCUCUUGACCAUAUCUGCAUACUUUUAUGCAUUGAGUUGCUGCAAUAUGAUUGAUUAAAUAUUUGCAUUAAUGAGCAGGUGUACCUGACUAAGUGGCCACUGAGAUAGAUAGUACUGUAUUGCUACUGUUAAAAACAAUUUAGAUUUGUUGUUUAUACCUUGAAGGAGAACAAAAAAAAUCUCAAUUUAAUUUGAAUUAACGCUUUAAAUCCUCUCAGCUAAGCCUAACAUUGUAUCGAUAUAUGAGUUUAUCAUAUAUAUGAAUUCAUAUGAGUUUCUAAGUUUCCAAAAUGAUUCCGUCUACUUAUUUCAUGUUUUUGUGCAGAAUAUAUUACC
Messenger RNA from Hypanus sabinus (Atlantic stingray), 3555 nucleotides. RefSeq names its product kelch-like family member 32 (gene klhl32). The record is from RefSeq and is a predicted model, not a curated record. The transcript is spliced from 13 exons. Gene Ontology annotation, molecular function: protein binding. NCBI's taxonomy places the organism in Eukaryota, Metazoa, Chordata, Chondrichthyes, Myliobatiformes, Dasyatidae. Bases 565 to 2568 code for a protein of 667 amino acids.